ACUCUGUCUGAUUGCAUAAGCUUCCUAGCCUGCCAUCUGCUUGCGUUUGUUUUCUUUAAACAUUUUGUUCGGUUAAUAUUAGUUUUUAAACGACGUCGAUAUGAAAUAAACAGUGCUGUUAUUGUUGUGCAGCGUGGAGCACCAAUCAGCCACCAAUUUGUCAUAAUGUUGGCCCGUAAAGGCCUUUUACCUGAUGGGUUCCUGUUAACACGACUCGCUGAGGAUGCCGCACAACCCAGUCGCAUCCGGCCAAAGUCACAGAGGGCGCGUUUCAUCACCAAGAAUGGCUCGUGUAAUGUUGCCCACAAGAAUAUACGAGAACAGGGCCGGUUUCUCCAAGAUGUUUUCACCACCAUGGUGGACCUGAAAUGGCAGCAUUCCCUCCUCAUCUUCACUUCGGCAUUCCUCUGCUCCUGGAUGCUCUUUGCCAUGGUGUGGUGGCUCUUGGCGUUCGCUCACGGUGAUCUGGAGCCACGAGAUCCCAAUGAGCCCGGACCUGUGCCGUGUGUCACUUCCAUUCACUCCUUUACAUCUGCUUUUCUGUUCUCCAUUGAAGUGCAGGUCACUAUUGGUUUCGGAGGACGGAUGGUGACGGAAGAAUGUCCGCUGGCCAUCAUUGUCCUCAUCAUCCAGAACAUUCUGGGCCUGAUCAUCAACGCCAUCAUGCUGGGCUGUGUGUUCAUGAAGACGGCUCAAGCCAACCGGCGAGCAGAAACCCUCAUCUUCUCGCGGAACGCAGUCAUUGCGCCGCGGAACGGCAGACCGACGUUUAUGUUCCGCGUCGGGGAUCUGAGGAAGAGCAUGAUCAUCUCGGCCACCAUUCAGCUGCAGGUGAUUCGGCGGACAGUGACAGCGGAGGGUGAGGUGAUUCCUGUUUGUCAGCUAGAUAUCCAGGUGGAAAACCCUCUCAGGAGCAAUGGCAUAUUCCUCGUCUCUCCACUUAUAAUCAGUCACACUAUUGACAGAGGAAGUCCGCUGUAUGAGGUCUCGGCGCAGUCGCUGGCUACAGAAGACCUGGAGAUCAUUGUUAUUUUGGAAGGUGUUGUGGAGACCACCGGCAUCACAAUGCAGGCCCGCACAUCCUACACCCCAGAGGAGAUCUUGUGGGGUCGGCGUUUCGUCUCCAUUAUGACGGAGGAGGAUGCGCGCUACUCAGUCGACUACUCCAAGUUUGGGAACACAGUCCCCGUCCGGAUGCCGGCCCUCAGCGCCAAAGAGCUGGAUCAGACCAGGGGCGUGCAGGACAGUGGGCCCCAUGAGGGUAAACCUCAGGGCUGGGGGCUGGUGAGGGCGGGACGGGGCGGGUACAGGAGGGGUGGCGGCAGGGCCUGCGAUGACGCGGCAGCCAAGCCGUGGUACGUAACAACGGAGAAAGAGGAGGAGAAGAAGGGCCAAAAGAAAACGGUGAAACUUGAGGAGAUAGGCAGAGAGAUUGAAGAAGAGACAAUGGAGGACAUGAGCGAUUAAAGCACAGAAAAAACUUUUUUUUUUUUUUUUUUUUUGAGCUAUGGAAGUAGAAAUGAUCUAGCAGUUACUGGAGACAUUAGUUGUCAAAAUAUAGCACAUAGGUCUCAAAUAGGUUUUAUACUACACAUGUUUUGUAAACUGUCAAAACAUGGACAAUUUAGAAUUUCUUGUAGAUUUUGUCCUGUUCUGCUGGCAAUAUGAUGAAUUUUAGGAUUGUUUUGACAGAGAAAAUGUGGUACUUGGCAGUACUAGUCAAGCCGUGGCGCCUAGUUAGGGUAGACGACAUAAAUAGUUUGAGAAUAAAAAGAGAGGCUGUGGGGCUUAAAAGUACAGUAUAGUCAAUUCAAAACGUCCAUAAACAUGACCAAAGAGCUUACUUAAUUUACACUGAAUGCGUUUUUGUGUUUCACUGGGCUACUACGUAUGUAAACAUGCGCUAUUCCAAAGUCCCUUUCAGGCAAGUCAUUUCACUCGGCGGCCAUCUUUGAAAUGCCUCUCGUGCAGCUAUUUUAGUCAUGCGAGUGCAGUUCCUAUCAGUGAUUGGGGAACCUUCAAAUUCUCUAAAGCUCUCUAUUCACCAAUCCUACAAUUAAAUUUCAUAUUUGAAAUCACCAGUGAAAUCUGACAACUGUCUCAUAAAUGUGUUUUUAUGCUCAAAUAGCGUUAAAAAAAGCUUUUUCAGGCAGGACCAAUCAAUGCGCAUGCACAGUCGUAAGCGCGUGUCUCAAAAUAAAGAGGCUGCGUCUGAAAUCGCAUACUCUCGAGUAGGUACUUAUUUUUAAUAAGUAAUUACUUCACAACCGCGAAAAAAGUAUGUUCUACAUAGUAUUAAUGUGUGAAGUACGAUUAUAAUCUGGACAUACUAUAUUCACCGUAUUGCCCUUAUCACGUGACCUACGGCAUCAGCUGCGUCACGUCACUGCCAUCCUCUCCUGUGGCCUCAUGGGAUAAAGUGUCCAUCGUAUGCACACUUCAGAAUCUUGCCGGAAGAAGAUCAUCCAGGUACUUUUUGCCUACUCUUUUAUGAGUACUGGACAUACUUUUUUGUCACAUAAUUUUUUUCGCCUAUUAUAUAAUAGGGAAGUAUGCGAUUCUUGGAUGCAGCCUGUCUGUAUCUAUAGCUAGUGAUGGCCGAUUUCGAAACACUGCUUCAUGAAGCUCCGAAGCUUCAUGAAUCUUUUUGUUUCGAAUCAGUGAUUCGGAGCGUGUAUCAAACUGCCAAAGUCACGUGAUUUUAGUAAA
Messenger RNA from Megalobrama amblycephala (Wuchang bream), 2709 nucleotides. It is a transcript of the gene kcnj11l, whose product is annotated as potassium inwardly rectifying channel subfamily J member 11, like. Bases 166 to 1467 code for a protein of 433 amino acids. The record is from RefSeq and is a predicted model, not a curated record. Gene Ontology annotation, biological process: regulation of monoatomic ion transmembrane transport; potassium ion import across plasma membrane. Gene Ontology annotation, molecular function: inward rectifier potassium channel activity. The transcript is spliced from 6 exons. Lineage: Eukaryota; Metazoa; Chordata; Actinopteri; Cypriniformes; Xenocyprididae. Gene Ontology annotation, cellular component: plasma membrane.